This is a messenger RNA of Prorocentrum cordatum, 822 nucleotides long. The record is from the annotation of a GenBank genome assembly. NCBI's taxonomy places the organism in Eukaryota, Dinophyceae, Prorocentrales, Prorocentraceae.
AGGCCCUAGGCCGCGCCGCCCGCCACGUGGCGCCGCUGCAGCAGCCUGGCGGCAGCCCGGCGGCGAGCCAGUGCGCCGAGGCGGUGGGCGUCGCCACCGACACGCUGCUGUGGCUGCUGCGCGAGUGCCUCGCGGAUGCCCCGAUCGCCCAGGACGCGUGCAAGAGGAUCGGCGACCUGUACCGGCAGAGCCCGCCAGCGGAGCCCGCGCGUGCGCGGAUCCGGCAGCUGCUGAUGGACAGCGGGGCCGGCGGUGCCUCCCCUGGCGCGACGGUGCUGCGUAAGCUUGCUUCGGCGCACGUCUCGAACUGGGACCUGCAGGCCACGGUGAUGUGGGUCAUGGGAACGGUGUACGGGCCGCGACCAGUGCUCGAAGAGAUGGCCCUGAACCCCACGUCCCCGCUGAUUCAGAUGCACGGCGUGAGGAGCCUGGGCGUCUUGUACGACGUGGACCUGGAGGACACGCCGGAGGAAGCAUCGGAAGCGCGGCUCGACGCCUUCAGCGCGGUCGUGCACGCGAUGGCGAAUUUCCCUGACGACAUGAACCUGUGCCAGCACAGCUGCUUCACCAUCCCAACAAUUUGUUCGUCGUGAUUUUGCCACGACGCGAUCGCGCGUCUGGGAUCUGGGUUUGUGGCUGGCCGGCGAUCUCCGCCCUUGCCGCGCCCCCAGCCGGCGCCGCGCUGCUGGGCGACCCGGCGCUGGCGCGCCUGUGCCUCGGCGGAGUGUUGCGCGUGGUGCGGCAGGACCGCUGCGGCUACCCGCAGAAGGAUCCGCCCCGCGGACUCGGACCAGGCUGUCGGCCGACGCCUGCAUGUCCUGA